UAUGAUACAGCUUAAUAAUCAAUAAUAAACAAUACACUAAACACUUAGUUUAGAUAACACUUACAUGAAAUGUGCAUUAAUCCUGAAAUUUAGUCGAAGAGUACAUUACAGAAGCAGCAUGUUUUCACGUGUUUUUAUAUUUUGCAGGAUGUAAGGGGAGGGAUCAGGGGACAUUUUUACGCCUCUUCUACAGAUGGAAGGCUGAUCCUCUGCUCCAUGGAACAAAAAGUGGUGAAGUAACCAUUCACUCCUCUCUCAUUUCUCUGACCACGCUGAGAUAAAAGUUACACCCAGGUCUUCUAAAAGAGCAAUGAAGUACCUAGUGGCUGGUUAUUUCUUCGUCCUGCUCGGUGCUUUAACAGCGGUCUGUGUUCUAGGGAUUCUGUAUCACAAGGAACUGUUCUCGAAUGCCAAAUUAAGUAAGGAGUACGCAAAUGUUACAGCCAUGUUGAAGGUGCAAGUACACAGUGCCACUGAGUUAAAAUCACAUUUGGAUCAAGUUCAAGAGCACUACAAGACCACGUUAAAGCAACUCGACUCACUGAAAGAGAACGAGGGACUGUGUGGAGCGUUGAAAGGGAAGUAUCAGCGAAUUCAUGAGCACCUCAUUGCACACAAUGGAAGCGAAGAUUGCGGAAUUUGUGAGGAAGGAUGGAAGGCUCUUGGUUUAAAGUGUUACUACUUUUCCACUGAGAAACUGAACUGGACGCAGAGUCGAGAUUACUGUGCGGAGAACGGAAGCCAUCUUGUGAUUAUAACCAGCCAAACUGAACAGGAUUUUGUAUCUUCACAAAUUCGUGAAACACACUGGAUUGGCUUGAAUGACUUGGAGACUGAGGGAGAUUGGACAUGGGUGAACAACCAGCCCUUAAAUGAAACGGGUGUGAUGUUCUGGUAUAGCAAGAGCCCCAAACAGCCUGACAACUGGGAAAUGGAGGACCCUUCUGGAGAGAACUGUGCUGCUCUGGGGGACGCGAAUGGUAACCUACAUACAUGGUUUGAUGCGUCUUGUAAUAAGAAAAAAAGGUGUAUCUGUGAGAAGUAAGAUCAUUCUAAAUUUUGUGUCAGCAAAUACUUGUGCUUUCAGGAAUGUAGGAUAAUUUUUCGUUGAUGAGUCUGAAUAUUUUAUAUUGUAAAUCAGCUAACAUUAAAUUUACCUGUUUUUUUUUUUUUUUUAAACAUGUACACAAACAGAUUUAAAUUUAAAUGAAAGGUAACCAAGCACUUUUUUUUGAUGGAAGUAAAUCUUUUUCAGAAUGCCUUACAUUUCACUUUUCUUCUGCGUUGUAAAACAUCAUUGUAUUUUUUGCUUUGUCUUAACCACUAGAUCAUUAGAAGAUGGUGUGAGAUUAUGUAUUUGGUUUUUUUUAGCUGUAUUGUUGAAGUCUCUGAAAUUGUGCAGAAGGGAUGAACAGUAACUUUCUUUCAAAAGUUAUUCUCUCAGUUGGAAACCUCCAGAGCGUAAUAACAGAGCAGCAGAUGUUUCCUUUAACUUUCCACCCAUCUCUACACAGUAUACUUAUGAAUGUUGUGUGUCUAUUUUAACUAGAUGUAAUGUUAAAUUGCUUUGAAUAGCAUUAAGGAAAAAUUAAUCAUUAAUAAAAGUGUGUGAAAAUGUAAUGUGUGUGUAUUGUAGAUGAUUUGCAUUAAGUGAGAAUUUCAGUUCUAAUGCAGCAAUAUUGGGUUAUGAAGGACAGAAAAAGCUCUAAACAGAAGAGAGCUUCUUUAGUUUAGGAUUACAGUCACCUGAUGGAGGUUCCCACCAGCAAAACACCCUGAUCCAGGGUCAGUUUAAAGUUUUCCCCUCUGCCAGGUAUCUGACACUACAGCUUGAAAUGGAUUCUUUGCCUGCUAUGCUUGUUCAGUCAGUCGAGGUUGUUGCAGCAGUCAUUGCAGUGAGAGAUGCACAACAAAUGCACAGUGAAUUAGCUUUCCCCACACCGUUUCAUAUUUUCAGUGAAGUUAUUAGUAGACUACGACGUACACGGCUUGUCAAUUAUGUUACUCUUACUUGUUAAGUGUUUUUCUAUUUUUUAACGUUUAAUACAGAGCUUUACAAAGUUUGUUGUCAAUACUUUCAAGUCUUACUGCGUUACUGCACAAUAGCUCAAACUAAAACUGACAAACACCACAGCACUAAAGUCUGCAACAGAUUCAAACAUUUGUUUACUUAAGGCUGAG
Molecule: messenger RNA, 2181 nt
Organism: Ictalurus furcatus (blue catfish)
Lineage: Eukaryota; Metazoa; Chordata; Actinopteri; Siluriformes; Ictaluridae
Product: C-type lectin domain family 6 member A-like
Exons: 7
Coding region: 311-1045 (244 amino acids)
Biological process (GO): biological process involved in interspecies interaction between organisms; immune response
Cellular component (GO): external side of plasma membrane
Molecular function (GO): carbohydrate binding
Source: RefSeq, a predicted model, not a curated record